AUGAAGUAUCCUCCUGCUGCUCAGAGUAAAGCUCUGUUAGAUAUGGAAGUAGCCAACUACUGCGAAGGCCUGGACCCAUCAUACAGCACACUGGGCUUUGAGAAUGCAGAGGUGCUCUAUGGAGGAGGAGACAGCAUGCCGACAGAGACGAGCCUGCCUGGUGCAGACGGGGUCAGUAGUAACUGUGCCAUCUGUGGCGACAAAGCCACAGGGAAACACUAUGGAGCCUCCAGCUGUGAUGGCUGUAAAGGCUUCUUCAGACGCUCCAUACGCAAGAGCCAUGUCUACACUUGCAGAUUCAGCAGACAGUGCGUUGUGGAUAAAGAUAAGAGGAACCAGUGUCGUUUCUGCAGACUCAACAAAUGCUUCAGGGCUGGCAUGAAAAAAGAAGCUGUACAGAACGAGAGAGACCGGAUCAGCUCCCGGAGAAGCAUACCUGACUCCCAAGACUUGCUGCCCAUCACUAUUUUGGCCCAAGCACAAUCAAUGUCCCAACAGAUCACUGCAACAGUUGGAAUAUCAGACAUAUCCGAGCAGAAGUCAGCCUCUGUUGGGGAUGUUUGUGAUUCUAUGAGACAACAGCUAUUGGUGUUGGUGGAAUGGGCCAAAUAUAUUCCUACCUUUGGAGAACUGCCACUGGAUGAUCAGGUGAGCUUGCUCAGGGCUCAUGCAGGUGAACACCUCUUGCUCGGGGUUGCCAAAAGGUCAAUGCCAUUCAAGGACUUCCUGCUUUUAGGUAAUGGCUGUGUGAUCCAUAGAAACAGUCCUGAGCCAGAGAUCUGUCGGGUCGCCAACCGAGUGCUGGAAGAGCUGGUCCAGCCCUUCCAGGAUAUUCAAAUAGAUGACAAUGAGUAUGCAGCACUCAAGGCUAUUGUCUUCUUUGACCCAGAUGCAAAGUCUUUGCGGGACCCAUCAAAGAUCAAGGCCAUGCGUCUGCAGGUCCAGAUGAGUCUGGAGGACUACAUUAAUGAUCGUCAGUAUGACUCCAGGGGUCGUUUUGGUGAGCUGUUACUCCUUCUCCCCACCCUGCAGAGCAUUACCUGGCAGAUGAUCGAACAGCUCCAGCUGAUUAAGCUCUGUGGCCUGGCCAAGAUAGACAACCUGCUGCACGAGAUGCUGCUGGGAGGCCUUACGUCAGAGCCCACACACCUGCACCACCCUGUACACACCCAGCUGGCCCAGGACCCUGUGACCGGACACACACUUGUCAUCAGCACCAUGCCUGUCACUCACACUCCGCUGAUAGCCUCUCCAGACACUCCCAUCCCAUCGCCCCCUCAGGGUCCUGCCCCAGAGAAGUACAAACCCUUUCCCCAGCCUCUUUGUCCUCCAGACAGCCCCUCGCCUUCCACACAGAUAGAUCUCUGACUUCUCCCUCUCUAUCAUAGG
Molecule: messenger RNA, 1389 nt
Organism: Micropterus dolomieu (smallmouth bass)
Lineage: Eukaryota; Metazoa; Chordata; Actinopteri; Centrarchiformes; Centrarchidae
Gene: hnf4g
Product: hepatocyte nuclear factor 4, gamma
Exons: 11
Coding region: 1-1368 (455 amino acids)
Biological process (GO): regulation of transcription by RNA polymerase II; cell differentiation; anatomical structure development
Cellular component (GO): nucleus
Molecular function (GO): nuclear receptor activity; RNA polymerase II cis-regulatory region sequence-specific DNA binding; zinc ion binding
Source: RefSeq, a predicted model, not a curated record